CGGUUUGUUUCCCAUCGGCGCGGUUUUAGCCGCGGGGUCUCGUGACGUCACGUCCGCUCGCCGCUUCAGCAGGAAGGAAUGAUGCAGAAACAUUUCAUUCUGUUAUAAUUGAUUGAUACAGAUCCUCAUCCUCAUCGACGUGUGAUGAAGGCUCUGGAGGUGUCGGAGGCCGCCGUGGGCAGACGGGUGAGCUGUGAUGGACAGAGAGGAACGGUCCGUUACGUGGGUCCGGUUCCUCCCACUGAAGGCCUGUGGUUGGGAGUGGAGUGGGACGAUCCAGAGAGAGGGAAGCACGACGGGAGUCACGAAGGAGUGCGAUACUUCACCUGCAGACACCCGACGGGCGGCUCUUUCGUGCGGCCCAAGAAGGCCGCUUUCGGCGUGGAUUACGUGACGGCUCUGAAGCGGCGCUACCAGGUGGAGCUCCGGGAGGCUAUCGGGGAAGAGCUGAGGAUCUCCAGCAAAACCGUGACGAUGGUGGGCUUCGAGGACGUCAAGCAGAAGCAGAGGCUGGAGAACCUGACAGAAGUGGGUCUGAGGAGAUGUGAAGUGUCUGGUCCGGGUCCGGAGAACGAGAUCAGAAACACCACACCGCUGGCUCGGUCUCUGGAUCUCUCUGGAAACCUGCUGAGCUCCUGGGAGGUUCUGGCGGCCAUCGGCGAGCAGCUGGACUCUCUGCAGGAGCUGCAGCUCAGCUCAGGUGAGGUCGCCCGAACGCUCCUGCCAUCGUUUCGCUCCCUUCCGAGGUCCGCUUUGAGGUCUGUUUUACUAACACGAGCCCUUCUUCACAGUCACAACAGGUUGAGUAUCUCCAGCGAGCCGAGCCGUCUAAGCCCCGCCUUCUCUCGCCUGAGGCUGCUGUCACUCAACAGCUGUGCCCUCACCUGGACUCAGGUCCUCCACUGCUCCUCCAUGUGGCAGCAUCUAGAGGAGCUUUAUCUGGCUGACAACGACGUCACGGAGUUACUGAGACCGGACGCUGUGCUGCAGACGUUAAGAGUUCUGGAUUUAUCCGGCAACCGCUUGCUCCAGGAGACGCUGCCGGAGAUCUCAGGCCUGCCCCGUUUGGAGAAGCUGAAUCUGUCCGGCGCCGGCCUGUCUGCGAUCCGCUUCAGCGACGCUUCGCCAGGUGAGAAGACGGCUUCGUUUCCUGCACUGAAGACCCUCUUACUAGACGACAACAACAUUUCAGAGUGGCGCGUGGUGAACGAGCUGGAGAAGCUGCCGGAUCUCCUUCAUCUGUCCUGCAGAAGAAACCCGCUGCUGCAGAAGGAGAAGAACCUGGAGACCUCCAGACAGAUCGUCAUCGCUCGCCUGAGCCGGCUGGAGCUGCUCGACAUGAGACAGGUCUCGCCGGACGAGAGGAGGGGGGCGGAGCUGGAUUACUGUAAGAUGUUUGGAUCGGCGUGGCUGAAGGCCGGAGGUCACCGCGAGCCGGAGAACGAUCACCCCAACGCAGAGUUCACGAGCGAACACCCACGAUUCCUAGCGCUCAUCCGGAAGUACGGCGCUCCAGACGAGGGCGAGCUGAAAGAACAGAAGCCGUUUGCUCUAAAAAACCAGCUACUAACCGUGACCUUCGUCUGUCCCGAGGAUCCCGAGAGGAAGCCCGUAGAGAAGAAGCUGCCAGGCUCCAUGACGGUCCAGAAGGUGAAGGGGCUCCUGCAUCGGCUCCUCAGGUUACCAGGAGCGCAGAUAAAGCUCUCCUACACCUCCUCCAAGAUGGCUGGCAGAGAGAUCGAGGUUGAUAACGACCUGAAGCCGCUGGAGUUUUACUCGGUGGAGGACGGCGACAGGAUCCUGGUGCGCUGGUCCUGAGGAGGCCGCAGGGAAUUGUGGGACGUCUGGCCAUCAUGCGAAACGCUCUUCAUGUGAAUCAUUCGUCUCUCGGCACCAGAUGGCGCUUUAUUCUGAGCCUGGAGCAGACAGACGCUUUAUAAGACCCGUGCAUCCCAUACAGAAACAGCCGGUCACCGUUAGAUGAAAUAAAAUUCAGUACAGUACAAAACUCUA
This is a messenger RNA of Puntigrus tetrazona (Sumatra barb), 2013 nucleotides long. RefSeq names its product tubulin folding cofactor E (gene tbce). Gene Ontology annotation, molecular function: protein binding. The record is from RefSeq and is a predicted model, not a curated record. Lineage: Eukaryota; Metazoa; Chordata; Actinopteri; Cypriniformes; Cyprinidae. The transcript is spliced from 17 exons. Bases 145 to 1818 code for a protein of 557 amino acids.